Molecule: messenger RNA, 3431 nt
Organism: Harpia harpyja (harpy eagle)
Lineage: Eukaryota; Metazoa; Chordata; Aves; Accipitriformes; Accipitridae
Gene: FAM133B
Product: family with sequence similarity 133 member B
Exons: 11
Coding region: 31-1338 (435 amino acids)
Source: RefSeq, a predicted model, not a curated record
AACCGCAAAGGCAUUCUGCCCUCUCCUGGGAUGUCUAUACCAGUCGGGCGCCCCGGGCCCUGCGCCCCAGGAUACAACUUCCCCUUUACGUUUCAUUUCCCCUCUCAGAGUUACCCUCCGCUGCCCCAGCUCCCCCUCCCGAAGGCCGGCCCGGCGUCACCUUCCCGCCGGCAGGCCGGGGCGCUGCCGCUGAAGGCCGCCUGCCUGUCCGCCGCGCGGCCGGCCCCUCGCCGCCGCCGUCACGACGACGCCCGCCCGGCUCCCCGCCAGCGCGCCCGCCCCAAGCGACGCCCUGCAUUAGAGCUCCCCCGCUUCCACCGUCCCUUCCCGCCCUUCCUCGUCCGACCUCUCGGCCCACCGCCUCCGGCGGCUGCGAGGCCUCGCCCCGCCGCCGGAGCGGGAGCGGAGCCGAGCCGAGCCGAGGCGGGGCGGGUCGCUAACGGCCGCCACCCGCCGGCGGCCAGGGGCCGCUCCGGCCGCGGUGGCGCCGCGGCGCCAGCAGGCGGCGCUGCGUGGCCGCCGCCAUCGCCGCUCCCCGCAGCUCGGCGGCUGCUCGGGGCCGAGCAGGGCCGAGGCGCCUGCGGCGCGGCUUCCCGGGCGCGGGGGAAGGGGCCCGCGGCCGGGCCGAGGCGACGGCGAGCGGCGGCGCGGGGUCUCGGCGGCGCCAUGGGGAAGCGGGACAACCGGGUGGCUUAUAUGAAUCCCAUAGCUAUGGCCAGAGCGCGAGGUCCUGCCCAAAAUUCGGGACCAACGAUACAAGACUACUUGAACAGGCCAAGACCAACAUGGGAAGAAGUGAAAGAGCAACUAGAAAAGAAAAAGAAAGGAUCCAGGGCUUUGGCUGAGUUUGAAGAAAAGAUGAACGAGAAUUGGAGGAAAGAACUGGAAAAACACAGGGAGAAAUUAAUGGGUGGAAACGAGAGUUCCUCCAAAAAGAAAGAGAAAAAGAAAAAGGAAAAGAAGAAAUCUAAUAGGUUGUCUUCAUCUUCCUCUUCUUCAUCAAGCUCUGAUUCUUCCAGCAGUUCAUCUGAUUCAGAAGAUGAGGAUAAAAAGCAAGGGAAGAAAAGAAGGAAAAAAAAGUAUCGCUCCUCACGGAAGUCUUCAGCAAGCUCAACUUCUGAAUCUGAGUCAGACAGCAAGGACAGCACAAAAAAGAAAAGGUCAAAGGAAGAUUAUGAAAAAGAGAAGGAAGGUAAAAAUCACCACAGGAAAAGGAAGAAAGCCGAUCGUGGUGAUGGACCUUUAUCAUCAGAAUCCUUAUCAGAAUCGGAUCAGACAGAGGAGGUGCAAGCGAAAAAGAAGAAAAACAGUGAGGAAAAAGAGAAAACAGCAAGAUAAAACAAAAAAGAGAAAGAAGCACAAGAAACAUGGUAAAAAGAAGAAAAAGAAGAUUGCUGGUUCAAAUUCGGAUUCGGAAUAAUAUUUAAAAAAACAAGACUAUCAACAGAAGUGCAAUGACUAAAGGAAACUUAAACUGUGAAAUGACAGCAAACUUUACCAAACUGCAUGAGUUUUCCUGUGUUUUAGAAAUAUUCCUAAUCUUUCAGUAGCCAGCCAGAUGCAGCUGUGCUGGGAAAGACCAUUGUUAUUGCCUGCUGCUUAAUACACGAGGUACAACUUUUAUAAAAUUCCAGUAAGCAGUGUCAGAUGUUUGAAACAAUAUGAGAUGGUAGUCCAGCUGAGGUGUAAAAUAUUGGAAAAUGAGAGUUAAACUUUUUAGAUAGUAAAAGUAGUCUUUUAAAGCAUUAGUAAUAGUCUUUAUUUGUAAAUCAGGACAAAUAAAAUCCCAAGUUCAUCCUGCAGGUUAAUAUUAUACAUAAACUAUUACAAGCUGGUGUCUGCUAAUGGCAUUUACAAAAUGGGAAAUUAAUGAUAACAUUUAAAAUGCUGCCUUUGUAGAAAUGUUUAUCAUCUGCCCCAUUGCCGUCUUCAUGCUUACGAGAAGGGGAAUGCUACCAUUUUGGCUAACUGAAUAGGGUGCCUUUGCCUUUGAUUCUUGCAAAUCUUUGCUAUUUUUAAUCCAUGCAGCAUCUCCGAUUCUAGGGAAGCCAGAACUAUUGUCAGCAGGCUUUUUCUGAAUAAGCAGUUCUGGGCUUCUAAGCAUGUGCUUCUGCAUUAAGCAAGAGCAAUGACAUUUUGCAGUAUAACUGACAUUCAAAACCUGAAGAUUUUACCUCUGCUUCUUUGAAAUAGCGAUAGAUCUUUGCUAGUAAAUAUGCAUAUUUCAUUUAAUGUACUUUUGGUUUAGUUGAACACUUUUUGCAAACACUGGUAGCUUUCUUUGCAUUAUCUUUAGAAUUGUUUUGCAUGAUUUGUACCAUUUUUAAAUUAACAAAAUGCAAGUAAUCGUUUGUUGUAACCAGUUCUAUGAAUUACGUUCCACAUGCAGAGUUUCAUGUACGUAUUUAGUUAUUCUUACAGUCAAGUUCAUUGCUGUGUUUAAGUGCACACUUGCUGAAGAUACUUAGCAUGUAAAAAGCAGGGUUUUGAUACCUUAACAGCUUCAUAUUGAAGCUGAUUUUACUCUUAAGCAAGUUCAGUGGCAGACCUGUUACGUGAUGUGUCUUGUUAGAUAAAAAAAACUACUGCCAGAAUCUCAUUAAAGAUGCUGUUUAAACAGUUUGUAUUUAUAUUUUUGUACUUGAGGGCUACAGAAUGUUGACCUAAAUCAUAAAGCUGUUUUACAUUAAAUUAGUUGCUUUAGAAAUUGAAAAAAGCUUUUAUAAAUUAAAUGCGCAUGCAAGAAAACACAAGCAACCAUUCAAUUUUAGUUUUUACAUGAAAUUCUCAUUGCAUCUUCCAUUGAUGUACCCAUUGCUGGGCCUCCUGUUAGCCUUUAAAAACUGCCCGUCCACCCCAAGUGGUUGACUAUAGAUUGUACUCUUGAUCAACCCCUUUUUUCAUUGCACAGGUGCUAACUUAGAGCUUUCCUCUAUUGCAUACAGAUGUUUCAAAUAUUGUAUUGCCAAGAAUUUUAAGACCUUUAAGACCUUGAUUAUUAGUCUGCAAACCAUAACUAAAAACUGGGGGAGAAAGAUGAUUUUGUAUUGCCAUUCUACAGAUAAAUUGACUUUUCAAGUUAAGUUCUUGGGAAAAUACAACCAUUGAGUUGUUGUAAUGUCCCUCUAAACCAUAGUAAGAAUAUUUUGAUUAAAUAUUUUAUACUGUUGGGCUUGAUGUUACAGAUUCUCGACACUGUUUUGUCAGUGAGGUUAAAAUAAAGGCAAGAUGCAGUGAACAGUAGGGGUUUGGCUUGGGGUUUGCGUUUGGUUUUGUUGGGGUUGUUUUCUUUAUAAAUUGUGGUGUUGCAGUUUUGGUGAAAGAAGUUGUAAUGAACCAUAGCAUAAAUGGUCUGUCCUGUGUGAUACCUUAUUUGAUUCUUACACAACUACCUGCAACAGAAAGAAAUAAAAAUGGAGAUGAGCCCCGGU